AUGGCAGCGUCGACCCCGUUCGCGUCCGUCGCACGGUCGCACCACGCCCGACGUCGGAGUGAUCCGUCUCGUCGUUCCGGACUGCACUGCUUAAGGCUGGUACUUCCGCUGGCUAUCCUCACACUCGGCAGCUGCUCCUUGUGGAUUCUGCUCGCGGACUCCAAGUCAAUCAACAGCAAUCAUCCCGAUCCUUCCGAAAUCAUUGCUCUCGCAGCCACGUUGGAAACCACGCAACAACGCCACACGCGUGUAGUCACCUCCGGAGUAACGGCUACUCCCAAUCUUCUACCCCCUUCCCUACCCGGGACCUUGGCCGACUUUCGUCACCAACCCCGGGUGCCCUUGGAACCUCCCGUUCGACUCUGGAACCAAUCCAAACAUGAUUACGAUCUGGUACACGUCAUUUUGACACGCUUCCAACAACACCAGGCCGAUUUGGAGCAUUUGGGACGCGCUCGUUGGGAGCUCUUUCGGACCUUUUGUGCACCGUCCCUGCGCGCACAGACCAACCAACAAUUCCUUUGGAUUCUACGGGUCGAUCCCGAUCUCUCACCAGCAUUGAAACGAGAUUUGUUACGCACGGUGGAUGGCAUGGACAACGUACUCGUUGUGGCAUCGAACGGAUCACAGGAAGAUGGUCUCCGCAAUCCACACGGCAAUCGCGAUAUUACCCAACCCAACGUGAGCAACAACAGUAGUAACAACACUACUGGUAGUACUUCCGUUUGGUACGGCAGUGUGGAAACCUUUCGAUCCUACCAGGAAGCGAGUCAAACACGCAUGGUAUUGGAAACCAAUCUGGAUGCCGAUGACGGACUGGCAGUGUCCUUUGUGGAAACGCUCCAACGUCAAGCGGACGCCACUUUUCACACGACGAGUCACACCGGGACCACGGUGGAGAGCGACACCGGUAGCUCGUUCGACCCAAACAUUGCGUGGCGCAUAUAUUGCGUGAAUCAUCACGUCACCUGGCAAUUCUGGGCACCGUGGAGGAAGACCAACGACGAUACCAACAACGAUAGGAGUACCGUGACGGAACGAGGCAGUCUAGAAGCCCAACACGACUUGGACAUUUGUGUGACACCAGGUCUAACUUGGGCUUCUCGACCACGCACCCCUCAAACCUUUAAGUACAUGCGUUGGCAUUGGCGUAUUCGUGGGACUCUACCCCGGUGUUCCGACGACCAUGAAAACAACGAAAACAACAAAAACAACCGUACCACGGCACUUUCGGGAUGCUGGUCCUACGUGCGUCCGGUCCAAACGGUAGAAGGGACGUCCAGCGUCUCGCAAUCCGUUCUCUCCUCAGUCGACUUUUCACCCUUGGCCAUCCGGGCACGGACUCCUACCAGCGCCGGUAUGAAUGACGUUGCAACGGUUGGCGGGACCGUCUCCACAUCAACCGCUCGAGCCAAAUUGCAACGCCAACAACAACAAGAUGACUUGCUUUGGCGAGACAACGUGGCCGAAACGAUUUUUGGUGGAAACACUACGACUAUCGUUGAGGCUCGAGAAAACAUGCAGACCCACUUGGUAGACAUUGUGCAAGACGCCCUGCAAGGUCAAUGCACCAAGGGACAUUCGUGUCACAACAAGAGCAAACUUGCUCUGACCCGAUUGUUGGAACAGUGA
Messenger RNA from Phaeodactylum tricornutum CCAP 1055/1, 1632 nucleotides. RefSeq lists its product with no specific name. Bases 1 to 1632 code for a protein of 543 amino acids. NCBI's taxonomy places the organism in Eukaryota, Bacillariophyta, Bacillariophyceae, Surirellales, Neidiaceae. The transcript has a single exon. The record is from RefSeq and is a predicted model, not a curated record.